Camellia sinensis is the source of this 1597-nucleotide messenger RNA. NCBI's taxonomy places the organism in Eukaryota, Viridiplantae, Streptophyta, Magnoliopsida, Ericales, Theaceae. The record is from RefSeq and is a predicted model, not a curated record.
AUGAUGAGGAUGAGCAACGAGGCGAAAGACACUUCCUUACACGAGGCUGUGAGGAAUCACCACACAAUUACAGUCCAAUUGUUGACACAGGAAGAUCCUGAGUUUUGUUAUCCUGCUAAUAAUAUGGAGGAAACUCCACUUUACUUGGCGGCUAAGAGAGGGUAUGUUGGAUUGGUGUUUGUUAUCUUGGAGACUUGUACAGUACCGGCCUAUGGUGGCCCUGGUGGUAGGACUGCUCUACAUUCGGCUGUCAUUCACAACCUUGAAGGAUGUACACGGAAAUUACUACAAUGGAAGCCAGCCCUAAGCAAGGAAGCAGAUGCAUAUGGGUGGACACCGCUUCACUAUGCUGCACGCUUCGGUUAUGUAUUAAGAGCGAGAGACCUACUAAACGCAGAUAAAUCAGUUGCAUACAUUGUAGACAAAGACAACAAGAAGACAGCUCUUCACUUGGCGGCUAGCCAAGGCCACGUACGCGUACUUGAAGAGCUUAUAUCACACUGUAUGGAUUCUUGGGAGAUAGUUGAUGGCAGAGGCCAGAAUAUACUUCACAUUGCGGUGAAAAAUGGAAAAAAGAGGGCAAUCAAAUUUAUCUUGCAAAAUUUCCCCUUGAGCAGUCUUAUAAAUCAGAAAGACGUUGAUGGGAACACACCUCUUCAUCUGCUUGCUGCUUCUGCUUGCUAUGAGGCCGGUCUUGUAAAGCACCCUAAGGCGGACAUGAUGGCCUUCAACAAUGAUAGUUUGACUCCUCUGGACGUAGUCUGCAGCAACAACAGUGUUGAACCGUGGGGUUUCACCAAAAGAAAUUUUACAAAUGCGGGUGCUAAUCUGGGUAGGAGAGAUGUAUUCAGCAGAGAUAAAGAUGAAAUUGUAACCAAAGAGAGACAUCAUGUCCUCGAAAAAGUCCUACUAACAGAUAUUAGAAGAUCAGCAGACACCCAUUUGAUAGUGGCCGCGCUCAUAACAAUAGCAACAUUCGCUGCUGGUUUCACCGUGCCAGGCGGCUAUGAUGCCCGCCAAGGCCUCGACCAUGGCACAGCAAUUCUAGCCAGAAAAGCAGCUUUCAAAACAUUUGUCAUUACGGAUUUUAUGGCCAUGAUAUUUUCGACCACUGCCAUGUUAAUUUAUGUCGUUGUGGCUGGUGAUUCAGAUAGAGAUAAGUUUCUCAGGCACUAUGCCUCAGCUUACUAUCUCAUUGUCAUUGCCGUGGGAGCAAUGGUGCUUGCAUUCAUUACAGGGAUGUAUGCGGUGCUAGCGCAUUCAUUGGGCCUUGCAAUUGCCUUGUGUGUUAUCGGUUGCCUCUCUUUUCCUGUUAAUUAUUUCUUACUCAGGAAAGCAUGACGUAAAUCGCACAACUCUUGAAAGAAUCAAAUGUAUAGAUUCUGAUUAUUGCUGUAAAUUAGACCUUAAUUUUUUUUUGUUUGGCUCCUGGGAAAGCCUGUCUUCAUUGUUGUUAAACAGAUUCGCUUCGAAAUACAUAUAGCAUUGGGCAUGAAGACACAGACAAGUCCAAGGGUUACAAGUACUUCGAAAACAAUUAGAGUAUUUUAGUAAGGGCUAUGCCACGUGAACGAAAUAACAUGGUGUAUGUGACUCA